Molecule: messenger RNA, 4824 nt
Organism: Puntigrus tetrazona (Sumatra barb)
Lineage: Eukaryota; Metazoa; Chordata; Actinopteri; Cypriniformes; Cyprinidae
Gene: rnf32
Product: ring finger protein 32
Exons: 8
Coding region: 372-1436 (354 amino acids)
Molecular function (GO): protein binding
Source: RefSeq, a predicted model, not a curated record
AUGACACAUUUUUUCAUUAUUAUUCCUUUGGUCAAGAUAAGAAAAAUAUGUUUUUUAUCUAUUGCUGAGACUGGAACAGGAAGGUUGUUCUUGGUUGCGGUUGUAAUUACAGUGUCCAUAAACCUGACGUGAUAGUUUCUUCAUUUAUUGAGACCAAUAAUUAUUCAUGAAUGCAAACAUAACUCAUUUUAGACCUCAUAGCAAGUGUUUUAAAAACGUAUUUUAAAAGUAUUUCCACCAUUCACUUCAUCCCUUCUAAUCAGAUACAUUGACAACCAGUAAAAACUAGUCGAGUUCGUGGGAACGUCACACUGCGUUGAAUGGAGCUUCGUUGCGUAGCGACCGAGUAAACAGUGUUUCUGUGGACAGCUAUGCCGCGGGGAUUCGGCUGUAAAGCAGAGCGCGGGAGGCUGACUCUAGCAGCUGUAGCACUACAGGACCAUAUCACACGACGCGUUCUCGUUCGAAACAUUCCCCGUAACCUCCCCGUAUCAGACGCUUCCUGUGGGGCUGCACAUGUUAGUAGGAGGCACAGAAAUCACAACACAAGGCAGAGCAUCAUAUGCCCUGAGCAGACACAAGGACAAGAGGAGAGAGAGUAUGUGCUGGAUCAUGGCCCUCCACCUCUGACUCUUGCCCAAAGGAUGGGUUUGGUGGCAGCUCCUUCAAGAAGACUAACCGCAGAGGAAUGGGCAGAGGUCAAAACCAGGUCCAUCCAGGAGGGAGACUCAACCCAGCCCUGCGUGAUAUGCAGAGAGGAGUUUCGCCUGCAACCGCAGGUUCUACUCUCCUGUUCUCAUGUAUUUCACAAAGUGUGUCUGAAGUCUUUUGAGAAGUUCUCAGGCAGGAAGAGCUGUCCGAUGUGCAGGAGAGAGCAGUAUGAGACACGGGUGAUUUACGAUGGUGCUCGUCUCUAUCGGGAAAAGUGUGCUGUCAGAAUACAGGCUUUCUGGCGUGGCUACCUUGUUCGCAAAUGGUACAGCAACAUAAAGAAGUAUGUGCCGCCGAAAGAUCAACAUUUAAGACGAGUAUUCUUUGAAAAAAAGUUUCAGGAGAUGAACGACAGCUUGGUGCAGUCAUGCAGCACAGACGUGGAAGCCUUCCUGAAUGAUAUCGAUCGCUCCGUGGCCUCGAGCCACGAUGUCCUGCACCGCUUCAACGUCAAGUACACGAGUGUUUCUGAAAUGGAGGAAAAGGACUGGCUGGAAGCUCAAGAGAAGGCUGUCCAGCGUGGCGUUCAGGACUGCCCCAUUUGCCUGAACCGCUUGGGCUCACACAAUGGCUCGUCUAAGGAAAACAGGAACGUCCUAUUAUUGUCCUGCUCCCAUCUAUUUCAUGAGCCCUGUCUGCAGGCCUUUGAGCUUUUCUGCCACGAGGUGAAACCCACAUGUCCUCUGUGCCGGUCACACUAUGCUAAAAUGCUCGUUUCAAAUUAGAGAUCAGUAUAUUUAUUCAAAAUGUCUUCAUGUUUUAGUUUAUAUAGUGUUUAUAUAAAUCUCCCACAUUGCGAUUCUACGAUAACAAACGGUACGAUACAAACUGUCAAAAAGUCACAAACUUUAUUGUAAACUGAAGUGAAAUACAAAGUAAACUAAAGACAAUCCGAACAUUUUGCUUCACAAACAAAUGCAAUUAAACUCUACAAAACACGAGAGAGAAAACAUUCUGAAAAUACAUUCACACAUGUAAAAGAAGCAACAGGCAAAAAUGGAAACAGAAUUAAGCUUUCCGGAAGAUGAGAGUUCAAAUGUGACUGACAGACAUGUAGCCAGGACACUUUCUAGUAAAGUCAACAGUUCAACAGACUGAUAAACUCAAACACCACAGCAUCUUUGAUGUACUACAUUUUUGUAACCCUUGCACCCAAUGUUGUACAGAUAAGCAGAUUAUAGAAUAUGGAAUGAAUCGGCUUCUUUUUCUUUCACAGUUAUUUCUAGUAUAUCACUGCAAAUGGCUCUAUUUUGAGAAAUCCAGCACACCAACUCACACACCAGUCCUUGUCCUGCAUAACAAGUAACAGCAACAUUCCUCAUAAACCAAUUAAAUUAAGAAUUUAGUAUUAUAUAGUUAAUAAUAAUAAAAGAUGCUCUGGCAUUACGAAGUUUGUGCAGACAAAAGUGACAUUAAAGUUUAAUACACAUACACACACAAAGCUUACUCCAAUGACACAGUUAUUGACAUAAUACACUUAUUAUUCCCCAGUUAUUUUCUUACAAAAUGUUCUUUGUGCAAAUCAACAGGAAGAUAUUUUACAUGUAACUUCUUUUUAAAUCCAUGACAAUAAAAACCACAAAACAAUGCAUCAAACUGAACCCACUGAGGUGUCAAUAUUUUUCGAUGGCCUUUUCACAGGCUUUGAAUUCAGUGUCCCUCAUGUAAUUCCUAGACCUCUGCGGACGCAAAAUUCGAUCCGUUUCUUAAAAUGAUUUCAGCCCAAACUUUAGAGUUCGAUAUCAGUGCCCUGAUAGUUUCUUUUGACUUUGGCCAGUUCGAGUUAAAAGAUACGGGUGUUGUUUUGGUAUGCCGUGUUAUUGACAAUCACAAGAGGGAUUCACAGUGAAUUAGUCAAUAAAAAGGUACACAAACUAACAAUCUGUCUCACUCUUUCACUCAUUUGUACGUCUCACACAUGCACAACUUGCCUCCUCAAUACUGGACAAGAGGAGACAAAAACAAAAAAAAGCCUAAAAAGCCCGUUUAAGGCAUCAGAGGUGAUUUUUUUUGUUUGUUUUUGUACAAUAAUGCUAAAUGACUAAUCGUCUGGCCUUUUCCACAAAUAGCAUAGUAUGAAUGAGGCUCAGAAGCCAUUUCAUAUCUACAUUCUACAAAAAUAAAAAGAAGAAAUAUACUGUAUAUACACGUAAAUACAUCAUUUACAUUAUUACGAGGCUUGCCAUAGUUAAAGAAAUGAAAACUGUAUUUAGUUUUCAGUUUUUUUCCAGAAAGUUCAGUUUUACACGAAACUUUAAGAGAAAUGUCAGGAAUGGCCAAAACAGAUUUGUUCACGUUCUUUUAGCCUACUGGUUUUGGGAAUGUUUGAAAACUAUACUGAACAUAUCAUACAUUAACUGCGUAAUCAGUAACAUUUAGGGAAAAAAAAAAAACCUAUGACACUGUUUCAUAGCUGCAAAGAAGACCCUUCAAUGAUGCGUAAUGACAACCGACUCCGCUCGGACUUCACAUUCAUUUCUCUGCACAACAAGCUUUAACAGAUGUGAAUCAGACUGAUGUGGCUCUGCGGUCCUGUUUCCGCAGCCUUUAUAUACAAGAUCCUACAUAAUGUAGGAGUUUAGCUUCUGAUCUGCGUAGACCAGUAUUUUGUUAGACUGAACAGACUGAGCUGGCUUAAAAUCCAGCAUGAGAGUGUGUGGAAAAACAUACAAAUAUCUGUUCGUGGAUAAUCUGCCAUUUGCAAAAAGCAAAGCAGCCGCAGAGGUACAGACUAGAUGUUUGAAGGCUGUUUUGCUAGUGAUGUCGAAAUAAGGCAAACGUAUAGAUCCUUACAAGCUCUGCAGCAAUAACCAAGUUCAAAAGAUGUAUAUUACUGGUUAUAUGCUCUCGGUUUGCGUAGUACAUGUAGCAUAGUAAAGUAUCAAAUGUUGUGAAGGAAGUAGCAGCAGAUUUAAGUACAGGAUCAGGAAGCAUAUCCCAAGAUUGUGCCUCACCUUCUCUCAAAUAUUUGGUAGCAUUUCUCUGCCGUCUUUUCAAUUUUGUCGCCUCCCUUAUUUAAGACCACAAUACACUACGCGCCAUUAAACGUGUUAAAUCUUGUGGUGAAACACAGCCAGUUCAAGUAAACACAAUAACGUAUUAAGCUGGUUGUUGGUAGUGACUCGAACCCAUAAUGUCCAUCUCUGAACCUUGCCUACCAAUGAAAACAAGAAGAGCAGCUGCAGUGCAAGAAGAAAUUUGGCAGGUAGGCUCCCCCGCUCUUUGUAAUAUUUCAGUACUACCCAGUAUAUGCCAAUAUUGUGAGUAAGGCACAUGUUUGGGGAGUUUCCUUGUCAAUUCCCAUUACUUAAUUCUGUCACAUCCAACAAACCUGAAUUGUCACAGUAAAGCAUGAGGAAACUAAAAUCACAAUGCUUCCUCAUUUAUAAUUGAUCAACAUAUAAAUAAUAAUUGAUCUUCAUUUUAACAAAGUGAAUGUAAACAUAUGCGAUGGCAGACAAAAAGUAACAAGUUUUCAGAUUACAAAACUGACUUUUACACGUCAAAAUUCAAGCAAUAGACAUUUAGUAUUUGUCAUUGUGACUGGCCGCCAUGUUUUGCUUGUGUAUUAUUUUCUUUAACUAAUUUUGUAAUGUGCCCCAUUUUCAUAAGAUCCAGUUGUAAUUUGGCAUUAAAGCAUCUAGAACUUAAGUUAAAUUUAUAUGUGUGUGUGUGUGUGUGUGUGUGUGUGUGUGUGCGCGCAGACUAACUGCAAUGAUUUGACUGCAGUGUUAAAUUUGAACGCAAUCCUUCAGAAAAUAUAGUUUCUAAUAUUAGUACCAAUAUCAUGUGUAAUAAAGAUGCCUCUCUUGGCAUUAUCAAAAAUGUUUAUAUAGCAUUUGUGUUAUUUUUAUGGGAACUAAACCAGUUUCAUUUAACAAGGUCCAUUUAACUUUACACAAUAUACUCAUCUACAAGGGCGCAAAAUGUCAUCAAACAAUAAUUACGGAGGAAAAUAAUAAGCCCUAAUUGAGAAUAAUGCAUGCUUCAUUACACAUGAAAUUAUCAGCUUGGCAAACAGCUUAAUAUUUCCCCUAAUCAAACUAGAGAAAAAUUAUAGAUAAUAAAAUUAAUAAUAAUAAUAAUCCCUCAUUGAAGGGUGCAAUCGGGAGG